AUGACACAGGUUUUCUUUAACAAAUACUUCCCCCACCAUAAGACCAGUGGUUUGAAGAGACAGAUUUCAACCUUUGCACAAAAGGAUAGUGAGACUUUGUAUCAGGUGUGGGAGAGGUUUAAAGAUUUGUUGAACUUGUGUCCUCAUCACGGCUAUGAGAGUUGGCGUUUAGUUAGUUACUUUUAUGAGGGACUUACACCUAGAGAGCGCCAAUUUGUAGAGAUGAUGUGUAAUGGUGAGUUCUUGCAGAAAGAUCCGGAUGAGGCCAUAGAGUACCUGAAUGAUCUAGCUGAGAAAGCUCAUACUUGGACAGGACCUAGUGCGACUGAUAGUACUAGUAGGUCACGACCUACAGCUACUCCUUCUAGUGGAGGAAUUUACCAUCUUAGAGAGGAGGAUAAUCUCAAGGCCCGGAUAGAAAUUCUGACUAGGGAGUUAGAGGCCUUAAAAACAAAGGAUACAAAGGUUACACAUACUGUUUCUCGUGUUGAGUCCCAUGGACCCUGUUUUGUAUGUGGUGGAGUGGAUCACCUAGCUCAGGAUUGUCCCACAUUUGCUGAAAUGAGGGGUGUGUAUGAGGAACAUUGUAAUGCCCUAGGUAUGUACAAGAAGCCUUUUACACCCUUUUCACAUACCUAUAAUCCUGGUUGGAGGAACCAUCCUAACUUUAGUUGGAAAUCUGACCCGCAACAUCCUGCACAACCACAGCUGCCUAGAGCUUAUUCUACACCUCCAUACCAUGCCCCAUCUUCUAGGAAUCCUUUAGAGGACCAAGAUAAGACCACUUUUACAUGUCCCUUUGGAACUUAUGCAUUUCGUCGUAUGCCAUUUGGUUUGUGUAAUGCUCCAGCUACCUUUCAAAGGUGCAUGAUGAGUAUUUUUAGUGAUAUGGUUGAGAAUUGCAUGGAGGUGUUUAUGGAUGACUUGACUGUUUUUGGUGACUCCUUUGAUGAAUGUUUGUUUAAUUUAACAAGGGUUCUAGCUCGUUGCAAAGAAAAAGGCCUUGUAUUGAAUUGGGAGAAAUGCCAUUUUAUGGUGCCUUCGGGUAUUGUUUUGGGCCAUAUUGUUUCCUCUAGGGGAAUAGAGGUUGAUCAAUCCAAAAUUGAGUUGAUCUCUAAGUUGCCCACACCUAAGACUGUGAAGGAUGUUAGAUCAUUCCUUGGUCAUGCUGGUUUCUAUAGGAGGUUUAUCCAGAAUUUUUCUGCCAUAUCUAGACCAUUGUGUAACCUUCUAGUUAGGGAUACCCUAUUUGAGUGGACACAAGAGUGCCAAGCGGCAUUCCAAACGCUUAUUGGGAAGCUCACUUCAGCUCCCAUUAUGCAGCCACCAGAUUGGAGUUUACCUUUUGAAAUUAUGUGUGAUGCAAGUGACUACGCAGUAGGGGCUGUCUUAGGUCAACGGAGAGAGGGAAAGCCCUUUGUCAUUUAUUAUGCUAGUAGGACUUUAAAUAGUGCUCAAAUGAAUUAUUCUACUACUGAAAAAGAACUACUAGCUGUAGUAUUUGCAUUAGAUAAAUUCCGUGCUUAUUUGAUUGGCUCGCCUAUUACAAUUUUUACAGAUCAUGCAGCCCUUAAGUACCUUCUCGCAAAGAAGGAUGCUAAGGCGCGAUUAAUUAGGUGGAUCUUGCUUUUGCAGGAAUUUAAUCUAACCAUCAAGGACAAGAAGGGUUUAGAGAAUGGGGUGGCUGAUCACCUCUCAAGGUUAAUAUUUGAGGAUACUACAGAUACACCACCGAUCCGUGAUGAUUUUCCAGAUGAACAAUUAUUUUCUAUCACCUCCAUGCCGUGGUUUGCACAUAUUGUCAAUUAUUUGGUAACAGGUGAGAUGCCAUCAGACUGGAAUGCACAGGAUAAGCAGAAGUUCUUAACAGAGGUACGUUCUUUUUAUUGGGAUGAUCCACAUCUUUUUAAGUACUGUCCUGACCAAAUUAUGAGGAGAUGUGUCCCAGAUGAUGAGAUAGCAAGUGUCUUAGAAUUCUGUCAUUCCCAAGCUUGUGGAGGCCAUUUCUCUAUGAAGAAAACCGCUGCAAAAAUUUUGCAGUGUGGAUUUUAUUGGCCAUCAUUGUUUCGAGACACAAAUGUUUAUUGUCGUUCUUGUGAGAAAUGUCAAAAAUUAGGAGCUUUGUCCCGUCGUAAUAUGAUGCCUUUGAAUCCAAUUUUAGUGAUAGAAAUUUUUGAUUGCUGGGGUAUAGAUUUUAUGGGACCGUUUCCUCCUUCUUUUGGUUAUCUAUAUAUUAUUGUUGCAGUAGAUUAUGUGUCCAAAUGGGUAGAGGCUGCAACUUGUAGGAACAAUGACAAUAAGACAGUAAUUAAAUUUCUAAAGGAAAAUGUGUUGUCUCGUUUUGGUACACCACGUGUUAUCAUUAGUGACCGGGGUACACAUUUUUGUAACCGUUCCUUUGAAGCAUUGAUGAGGAAGUAUGGGGUGGUGCAUAAGAUUUCUACAGCUUACCAUCCUCAAACAAGUGGGCAGGUAGAGCUUGCUAAUAGAGAGAUUAAGCGUAUUUUAGAGAAAACGGUUAACCCCGACCGAAAGGAUUGGUCAUUGCGAUUAACUGAUGCACUUUGGGCAUACCGUACAGCUUUCAAGACCCCCCUAGGCAUGUCACCUUAUAGGCUUGUUUUUGGUAAACCUUGCCACCUACCGGUAGAGCUAGAACAUAGAGCCUAUUGGGCUAUUAAGAACUUUAACUUUGAUUUACCUGAAGCCGGUGAGCUUAGGAAGUUCCAGAUGACCGAGUUAGAAGAGUUGCGAAAUGAAGCUUAUGAAAAUUCUAAAAUUUACAAGGCUAAGAUAAAGGCAUUUCAUGAUAGAAAUAUUCUUAGAAAAACGUUUCAUAUGCAUCAAGAAUCAGGUCAAUUGGAGAAUCCUUUAGAGGACCAAGAUAAGACCACUUUUACAUGUCCCUUUGGAACUUAUGCAUUUCGUCGUAUGCCAUUUGGUUUGUGUAAUGCUCCAGCUACCUUUCAAAGGUGCAUGAUGAGUAUUUUUAGUGAUAUGGUUGAGAAUUGCAUGGAGGUGUUUAUGGAUGACUUGACUGUUUUUGGUGACUCCUUUGAUGAAUGUUUGUUUAAUUUAACAAGGGUUCUAGCUCGUUGCAAAGAAAAAGGCCUUGUAUUGAAUUGGGAGAAAUGCCAUUUUAUGGUGCCUUCGGGUAUUGUUUUGGGCCAUAUUGUUUCCUCUAGGGGAAUAGAGGUUGAUCAAUCCAAAAUUGAGUUGAUCUCUAAGUUGCCCACACCUAAGACUGUGAAGGAUGUUAGAUCAUUCCUUGGUCAUGCUGGUUUCUAUAGGAGGUUUAUCCAGAAUUUUUCUGCCAUAUCUAGACCAUUGUGUAACCUUCUAGUUAGGGAUACCCUAUUUGAGUGGACACAAGAGUGCCAAGCGGCAUUCCAAACGCUUAUUGGGAAGCUCACUUCAGCUCCCAUUAUGCAGCCACCAGAUUGGAGUUUACCUUUUGAAAUUAUGUGUGAUGCAAGUGACUACGCAGUAGGGGCUGUCUUAGGUCAACGGAGAGAGGGAAAGCCCUUUGUCAUUUAUUAUGCUAGUAGGACUUUAAAUAGUGCUCAAAUGAAUUAUUCUACUACUGAAAAAGAACUACUAGCUGUAGUAUUUGCAUUAGAUAAAUUCCGUGCUUAUUUGAUUGGCUCGCCUAUUACAAUUUUUACAGAUCAUGCAGCCCUUAAGUACCUUCUCGCAAAGAAGGAUGCUAAGGCGCGAUUAAUUAGGUGGAUCUUGCUUUUGCAGGAAUUUAAUCUAACCAUCAAGGACAAGAAGGGUUUAGAGAAUGGGGUGGCUGAUCACCUCUCAAGGUUAAUAUUUGAGGAUACUACAGAUACACCACCGAUCCGUGAUGAUUUUCCAGAUGAACAAUUAUUUUCUAUCACCUCCAUGCCGUGGUUUGCACAUAUUGUCAAUUAUUUGGUAACAGGUGAGAUGCCAUCAGACUGGAAUGCACAGGAUAAGCAGAAGUUCUUAACAGAGGUACGUUCUUUUUAUUGGGAUGAUCCACAUCUUUUUAAGUACUGUCCUGACCAAAUUAUGAGGAGAUGUGUCCCAGAUGAUGAGAUAGCAAGUGUCUUAGAAUUCUGUCAUUCCCAAGCUUGUGGAGGCCAUUUCUCUAUGAAGAAAACCGCUGCAAAAAUUUUGCAGUGUGGAUUUUAUUGGCCAUCAUUGUUUCGAGACACAAAUGUUUAUUGUCGUUCUUGUGAGAAAUGUCAAAAAUUAGGAGCUUUGUCCCGUCGUAAUAUGAUGCCUUUGAAUCCAAUUUUAGUGAUAGAAAUUUUUGAUUGCUGGGGUAUAGAUUUUAUGGGACCGUUUCCUCCUUCUUUUGGUUAUCUAUAUAUUAUUGUUGCAGUAGAUUAUGUGUCCAAAUGGGUAGAGGCUGCAACUUGUAGGAACAAUGACAAUAAGACAGUAAUUAAAUUUCUAAAGAAAAAUGUGUUGUCUCGUUUUGGUACACCACGUGUUAUCAUUAGUGACCGGGGUACACAUUUUUGUAACCGUUCCUUUGAAGCAUUGAUGAGGAAGUAUGGGAUGGUGCAUAAGAUUUCUACAGCUUACCAUCCUCAAACAAGUGGGCAGGUAGAGCUUGCUAAUAGAGAGAUUAAGCGUAUUUUAGAGAAAACGGUUAACCCCGACCGAAAGGAUUGGUCAUUGCGAUUAACUGAUGCACUUUGGGCAUACCGUACAGCUUUCAAGACCCCCCUAGGCAUGUCACCUUAUAGGCUUGUUUUUGGUAAACCUUGCCACCUACCGGUAGAGCUAGAACAUAGAGCCUAUUGGGCUAUUAAGAACUUUAACUUUGAUUUACCUGAAGCCGGUGAGCUUAGGAAGUUCCAGAUGACCGAGUUAGAAGAGUUGCGAAAUGAAGCUUAUGAAAAUUCUAAAAUUUACAAGGCUAAGAUAAAGGCAUUUCAUGAUAGAAAUAUUCUUAGAAAAACGUUUGCACCUAAUCAACGAGUAUACUUAUAUGAUUCUAGGCUUCAUAAACACCCUGGUAAAUUACGAUCUAGGUGGACUGGUCCUUUUGUGGUAAAGCAUACAUUUGAGAAUGGAGCGGUAGAGAUAGAAGAUCCUAGAGAUGGUCGGAUGCUUAAGGUAAAUGGCCAGAGACUCAAGCCGGUCCUUGAGAAAGAGGCUCCAGUAGAGGAAGAUAUUCUUCUCAUGGACCCCGUCUACGAACAGCAUAGAGACGAGUUAGGUAGAUUUGCAAGAAGACCAGAAUUAGAACCUGACACUUUUCCUGUGAAUUUGCCCGAUACGCCAUCUAAUUCUAACACCAUGAGCAAUCACGAAGAUCAGCCCAUUAGGACUCUCCAGGACUAUCUCCAUCCUACACGCACAGCCACACCGUCAUGCAUUAUGUUCCCACCCAAUGUCCCACAACAGGAUUUUAAACCAGGAAUGAUACAGUUACUUCCUACCUUUCAUGGCUUAGAGAAUGAAAAUCCUUACGUGCACAUUAGAGAGUUUGAGGAGGUAGUGGCGACUUUUCAUAGUCAACCCGGUACAAUAGAUGCAGUUAGACUUAAGUUUUUUCCAUUUUCUCUGAAAGAUAGAGCGAAAAUUUGGUUGUAUUCACUGAGACCGCGGUCAAUAGGAUCUUGGGAUGAGAUGACACAGGUUUUCUUUAACAAAUACUUCCUCCACCAUAAGACCAGUGGUUUGAAGAGACAGAUUUCAACCUUUGCACAAAAGGAUAGUGAGACUUUGUAUCAGGUGUGGGAGAGGUUUAAAGAUUUGUUGAACUUGUGUCCUCAUCACGGCUAUGAGAGUUGGCGUUUAGUUAGUUACUUUUAUGAGGGACUUACACCUAGAGAGCGCCAAUUUGUAGAGAUGAUGUGUAAUGGUGAGUUCUUGCAGAAAGAUCCGGAUGAGGCCAUAGAGUACCUGAAUGAUCUAGCUGAGAAAGCUCAUACUUGGACAGGACCUAGUGCGACUGAUAGUACUAGUAGGUCACGACCUACAGCUACUCCUUCUAGUGGAGGAAUUUACCAUCUUAGAGAGGAGGAUAAUCUCAAGGCCCGGAUAGAAAUUCUGACUAGGGAGUUAGAGGCCUUAAAAACAAAGGAUACAAAGGUUACACAUACUGUUUCUCGUGUUGAGUCCCAUGGACCCUGUUUUGUAUGUGGUGGAGUGGAUCACCUAGCUCACGAUUGUCCCACAUUUGCUGAAAUGAGGGGUGUGUAUGAGGAACAUUGUAAUGCCCUAGGUAUGUACAAGAAGCCUUUUACACCCUUUUCAGAUACCUAUAAUCCUGGUUGGAGGAACCAUCCUAACUUUAGUUGGAAAUCUGACCCGCAACAUCCUGCACAACCACAGCUGCCUAGAGCUUAUUCUACACCUCCAUACCAUGCCCCAUCUUCUAGGAAUCCUUUAGAGGACCAAGAUAAGACCACUUUUACAUGUCCCUUUGGAACUUAUGCAUUUCGUCGUAUGCCAUUUGGUUUGUGUAAUGCUCCAGCUACCUUUCAAAGGUGCAUGAUGAGUAUUUUUAGUGAUAUGGUUGAGAAUUGCAUGGAGGUGUUUAUGGAUGACUUGACUGUUUUUGGUGACUCCUUUGAUGAAUGUUUGUUUAAUUUAACAAGGGUUCUAGCUCGUUGCAAAGAAAAAGGCCUUGUAUUGAAUUGGGAGAAAUGCCAUUUUAUGGUGCCUUCGGGUAUUGUUUUGGGCCAUAUUGUUUCCUCUAGGGGAAUAGAGGUUGAUCAAUCCAAAAUUGAGUUGAUCUCUAAGUUGCCCACACCUAAGACUGUGAAGGAUGUUAGAUCAUUCCUUGGUCAUGCUGGUUUCUAUAGGAGGUUUAUCCAGAAUUUUUCUGCCAUAUCUAGACCAUUGUGUAACCUUCUAGUUAGGGAUACCCUAUUUGAGUGGACACAAGAGUGCCAAGCGGCAUUCCAAACGCUUAUUGGGAAGCUCACUUCAGCUCCCAUUAUGCAGCCACCAGAUUGGAGUUUACCUUUUGAAAUUAUGUGUGAUGCAAGUGACUACGCAGUAGGGGCUGUCUUAGGUCAACGGAGAGAGGGAAAGCCCUUUGUCAUUUAUUAUGCUAGUAGGACUUUAAAUAGUGCUCAAAUGAAUUAUUCUACUACUGAAAAAGAACUACUAGCUGUAGUAUUUGCAUUAGAUAAAUUCCGUGCUUAUUUGAUUGGCUCGCCUAUUACAAUUUUUACAGAUCAUGCAGCCCUUAAGUACCUUCUCGCAAAGAAGGAUGCUAAGGCGCGAUUAAUUAGGUGGAUCUUGCUUUUGCAGGAAUUUAAUCUAACCAUCAAGGACAAGAAGGGUUUAGAGAAUGGGGUGGCUGAUCACCUCUCAAGGUUAAUAUUUGAGGAUACUACAGAUACACCACCGAUCCGUGAUGAUUUUCCAGAUGAACAAUUAUUUUCUAUCACCUCCAUGCCGUGGUUUGCACAUAUUGUCAAUUAUUUGGUAACAGGUGAGAUGCCAUCAGACUGGAAUGCACAGGAUAAGCAGAAGUUCUUAACAGAGGUACGUUCUUUUUAUUGGGAUGAUCCACAUCUUUUUAAGUACUGUCCUGACCAAAUUAUGAGGAGAUGUGUCCCAGAUGAUGAGAUAGCAAGUGUCUUAGAAUUCUGUCAUUCCCAAGCUUGUAGAGGCCAUUUCUCUAUGAAGAAAACCGCUGCAAAAAUUUUGCAGUGUGGAUUUUAUUGGCCAUCAUUGUUUCGAGACACAAAUGUUUAUUGUCGUUCUUGUGAGAAAUGUCAAAAAUUAGGAGCUUUGUCCCGUCGUAAUAUGAUGCCUUUGAAUCCAAUUUUAGUGAUAGAAAUUUUUGAUUGCUGGGGUAUAGAUUUUAUGGGACCGUUUCCUCCUUCUUUUGGUUAUCUAUAUAUUAUUGUUGCAGUAGAUUAUGUGUCCAAAUGGGUAGAGGCUGCAACUUGUAGGAACAAUGACAAUAAGACAGUAAUUAAAUUUCUAAAGGAAAAUGUGUUGUCUCGUUUUGGUACACCACGUGUUAUCAUUAGUGACCGGGGUACACAUUUUUGUAACCGUUCCUUUGAAGCAUUGAUGAGGAAGUAUGGGGUGGUGCAUAAGAUUUCUACAGCUUACCAUCCUCAAACAAGUGGGCAGGUAGAGCUUGCUAAUAGAGAGAUUAAGCGUAUUUUAGAGAAAACGGUUAACCCCGACCGAAAGGAUUGGUCAUUGCGAUUAACUGAUGCACUUUGGGCAUACCGUACAGCUUUCAAGACCCCCCUAGGCAUGUCACCUUAUAGGCUUGUUUUUGGUAAACCUUGCCACCUACCGGUAGAGCUAGAACAUAGAGCCUAUUGGGCUAUUAAGAACUUUAACUUUGAUUUACCUGAAGCCGGUGAGCUUAGGAAGUUCCAGAUGACCGAGUUAGAAGAGUUGCGAAAUGAAGCUUAUGAAAAUUCUAAAAUUUACAAGGCUAAGAUAAAGGCAUUUCAUGAUAGAAAUAUUCUUAGAAAAACGUUUGCACCUAAUCAACGAGUAUACUUAUAUGAUUCUAGGCUUCAUAAACACCCUGGUAAAUUACGAUCUAGGUGGACUGGUCCUUUUGUGGUAAAGCAUACAUUUGAGAAUGGAGCGGUAGAGAUAGAGGAUCCUAGAGAUGGUCGGAUGCUUAAGGUAAAUGGCCAGAGACUCAAGCCGGUCCUUGAGAAAGAGGCUCCAGUAGAGGAAGAUAUUCUUCUCAUGGACCCCGUCUACGAACAGUGA
Messenger RNA from Phoenix dactylifera (date palm), 8691 nucleotides. Lineage: Eukaryota; Viridiplantae; Streptophyta; Magnoliopsida; Arecales; Arecaceae. The record is from RefSeq and is a predicted model, not a curated record.